Messenger RNA from Gracilinanus agilis (Agile Gracile Mouse Opossum), 2874 nucleotides. RefSeq names its product septin 11 (gene SEPTIN11). Lineage: Eukaryota; Metazoa; Chordata; Mammalia; Didelphimorphia; Didelphidae. Bases 110 to 1228 code for a protein of 372 amino acids. The record is from RefSeq and is a predicted model, not a curated record. Gene Ontology annotation, cellular component: septin ring; septin complex; cell division site. The transcript is spliced from 9 exons. Gene Ontology annotation, molecular function: molecular adaptor activity; GTP binding; GTPase activity. Gene Ontology annotation, biological process: cytoskeleton-dependent cytokinesis.
UGUUGGAUUUGAUAGUCUUCCUGACCAAUUGGUCAACAAGUCCACAUCCCAAGGGUUCUGCUUUAAUAUCCUCUGUGUUGGUGAGACGGGCAUUGGUAAGUCAACAUUAAUGGAUACUUUAUUCAACACCAAGUUUGAAAGUGACCCAGCUACUCACAAUGAGCCAGGAGUCCGGUUAAAAGCCAGGAGUUAUGAGCUUCAGGAGAGCAAUGUACGUCUGAAACUGACCAUCGUUGAUACUGUAGGAUUUGGAGACCAGAUAAACAAAGAUGACAGCUAUAAACCAAUAGUAGAAUAUAUUGAUGCCCAAUUUGAAGCCUACCUGCAAGAGGAAUUGAAAAUCAAGCGUUCGCUGUUUAAUUACCAUGACACUAGGAUCCAUGCUUGCCUUUACUUCAUUGCCCCCACUGGACACUCUCUGAAGUCCCUUGAUCUUGUCACCAUGAAGAAACUGGACAGUAAGGUGAACAUCAUCCCCAUCAUAGCAAAAGCAGACACCAUUGCCAAAAAUGAACUGCACAGAUUCAAGAGUAAAAUUAUGAGCGAACUUGUCAGUAAUGGUGUUCAGAUAUACCAGUUCCCUACAGAUGAAGAGACAGUGGCAGAGAUUAACGCAACAAUGAGUGUUCAUCUUCCAUUUGCUGUUGUUGGAAGUACUGAAGAAGUGAAGAUUGGAAAUAAGAUGGCAAAGGCCAGGCAGUACCCGUGGGGUGUGGUUCAAGUUGAGAAUGAAAACCACUGUGACUUUGUAAAGCUCCGGGAGAUGCUGAUCCGAGUAAACAUGGAGGAUUUGAGAGAACAGACUCAUACCCGACACUAUGAGCUGUACCGACGUUGCAAACUGGAAGAAAUGGGAUUCAAAGACACGGAUCCUGAUAGCAAACCCUUCAGCCUUCAGGAGACAUAUGAAGCAAAGAGAAAUGAAUUCUUGGGGGAACUUCAGAAGAAAGAGGAAGAAAUGAGACAAAUGUUUGUCAUGAGGGUGAAAGAAAAAGAAGCUGAACUGAAAGAGGCAGAAAAAGAUCUUCAUGAAAAGUUUGACCUUCUAAAGCGGACACACCAGGAAGAGAAAAAGAAAGUAGAAGACAAAAAGAAGGAGCUAGAGGAGGAGGUCGGCAACUUCCAGAAGAAGAAGGCUGCCACCCAGCUCUUACAGUCGCAGGCGCAGCAGGCUGGUGCCCAGCAAACCAAGAAAGACAAAGACAAGAAAAACUUCUUCUUUAUGUAAUCAUCAUGUUGGCAAGCCCUACUCUCUCCUAAUGGACAGUAGCACAUUAGAAGAGCAGGAGUUGUAUGUACACACCUGUUGGGGAAGAGUUACCUCAUUUCCACCAUCGCCUUUCCUUUUAUACCGUGGGUCAGAUAUCGCACUGUUGUGUCUGUUUGUCAGUGUCUGCUUGCACACUACUGGUUAUAGUGUGUACUCAACUAAAUUAUCACCUCCAAAACAAAAAUUAAUGAAAACAAGUCAAGUGGAACACGACUUGGGCCAACAACCAAGCUAACACAUUGAAAUCCUCUUGUUAAACUGUACAAUGUAUAUUGUUGUUAAUCUAAUGACAAGAGGCUUAUAGACUGGGGACAGUGUGCACCCGAAUGAGAAAUGGCCACAGACUGGUAUUAAUACCCCUAUAAACUCAAGCUAAUUCUCACUCUAGACCUGAGAGCAAUCAUAACCAAGACUCUCAGUGAUCAGGUGCUUAAAUCUGGAAAGCUUUUUUUUUCUUUUUUUCCAUUAGUUUGGGGCGGGGGGUGACUUGGUGUUUGGUUUGAUUUUUUUUUUUUUUUUUAGUGAUCAAAUAUUGCAUGAACAGAGAUGCCAAUCAUUUUCUAUAUGAAGUAUUGUAUUGACAAUGUUUUUAUUUUUCCUCUAAUGUUCUGAUUUUGAAGAGAGUGAAAUGGGCAUCUUUCUUGUAAAUUCAAGACCCACUGAUUGCUGUGUUUGACUUAAAAUAUUUUUCUGGUACCUGGAACCCUAUAACAUGUUAUUUGGGUGGUUUUUUUCCCCUUUAACUUCAAGUAAGUCACACGUGUUUUCAUAAACAAAAUGUAGAUCUGAUAUCAAAAGUGUACCUAUCCUUAUAUUCACCUAGGAGUGAAUCAAGUGCCAAAACUUGUAAGAUGGAUAUGAUCUAUUAGUACCUUCUCCUUAUUCUAACUGAUACCACAAAGCCAUUAUAUAUUGCUAGAUCACAGGCCAAUAGUCCUAUUUUUAAUUAUGAGUCUCAAGAGAAAUAAGGCCCAAACACAACAAAUGCCUAAGAUUAGCACAGCUAGUAAAUUUGAACCUCUUGUUCCCUUGCCAGUCCAUUCUUACUUUUGGUUCCAGAAGAGUAAUAACCCCAAAUGAAACCCCUCCCUACCUUGUCUUGAACUUUUAAUGGAUAAGCUUCUCUUACCUCUAUUCUUUUAUGUGGAUUACAUUUCUAUGCACACACAGGUGUGUAAUUCAGUUCACAUUUUUUUUUUUUGUGAAAAUCUCACACACCAGAGUUUUCUAGAAUUGUAUUGCCUUUCUUUGAGACUUCACUCUGGUUCCCUUGAGUAACUUGGAUUCUAUAGAAACAUUCCAAAGUUUCUUCCUCUUGCUAAGUCUGUAAAGGUGGACAAACAGGAUACCAAAGUGUAGAAUGGAUAGUUUUAUUUUAAAAAAUAUAUAGCACCAUAACAAACUACUCUCAACCCAUGGAUUUCUAGCACUAUUUUUUUAGAGAAAUCAGAUUUGUGCCCUGGUUGCUAUACAAAAAUUCCCAUUUAAGAGAAAUGCUGGCAAUUGACUCAGAGUUCACACCUUCAUAUCAAGAUCUUCAUAAAGCUGUCCAACCAGUCUCAUGAUUUUUUUUCUUUUUAAAAUAUGUUGUUAUUGUCACAGCA